ACAAGACAUUUUCAGCGAGAAAUGACCACCACCACCACUGUAACAAGAAACCAACCUCUACCGAGUUAUUUGCAGUUUUUAUUCGGAGGCUUGAGCGGCAUAUGUGCAACUCUGAUCAUUCAACCUUUUGAUUUGCUAAAGACAAGACUGCAGCUUUCUGGGGAAGGAGGAAGACCUGCAGACCAUCGAGGGUUUUCCAGUGCUGUCGUGACUAUAGUUCGCAGAGAAGGCUUCUUUGGAUUGUAUCAAGGAUUAUCUGCUGCUCUAUUGCGUCAAGUGACAUACACAACUACCCGUUUAGGAGUUUUUGGAGUCGUAAAAGAACAGUUAUCAACACACUCUGGAGGUUCUCCUGCUUUUCAUCUCAAGGUGAUAGCUGGUCUUACAGCAGGUGCUUGUGGAGCUCUUGUUGGGACUCCAGCAGAUGUUGUCCUAGUCCGAAUGACUGCUGAUGGACGUCUUCCAAUUGAACAGCGUCGUGGUUAUAAACAUGUAUUUGAUGCUUUGAUAAGAGUUGUUCGCGAAGAAGGCGUGAUAACGUUAUGGAGAGGUUGCGUACCAACAGUAGGGCGUGCCAUGGCUCUGAAUGCAGCACAAUUGGCAAGUUAUGAUCAAGCAAAAGAAGUUAUUAUUGAUACAGAACUUCUAAAAGAUGGAAUUGCUGCACAUAUAAGUGCUUCUACAAUAUCUGGUCUCAUUGCCAGUUUAGUAAGUCUUCCAUUCGAUGUCGCCAAGACUCGAUUGCAAAAUAUGGAAACUAGCAAAGGGCCUCCUUAUAAAGGAAUGCUGGAUUGUAUAUGGAAAACAACAAGAUAUGAAGGCUUGUUUUCUCUUUGGAAGGGUUUCAUUCCCUAUUUUUUACGACUUGGACCACAAACAAUAUUUACUUUCAUCUUUCUUGAACAGUUUAAAGCUGCAUACUUCAAUUAUAUGCAAAUGCCUCCUAAAAAUUAUCGUAUUUAAAAUAAAUAUCAAAAAACACUA
Galdieria sulphuraria is the source of this 984-nucleotide messenger RNA. RefSeq names its product mitochondrial carrier, oxoglutarate:malate antiporter. The coding region runs from base 22 to 963 and encodes 313 amino acids. The transcript has 4 exons. Gene Ontology annotation, cellular component: mitochondrial inner membrane. Gene Ontology annotation, molecular function: succinate transmembrane transporter activity; thiosulfate transmembrane transporter activity; ATP:ADP antiporter activity. Gene Ontology annotation, biological process: mitochondrial ADP transmembrane transport; succinate transmembrane transport; thiosulfate transport. NCBI's taxonomy places the organism in Eukaryota, Rhodophyta, Bangiophyceae, Galdieriales, Galdieriaceae. The record is from RefSeq and is a predicted model, not a curated record.